Messenger RNA from Dimorphilus gyrociliatus, 1001 nucleotides. The record is from the annotation of a GenBank genome assembly. NCBI's taxonomy places the organism in Eukaryota, Metazoa, Annelida, Polychaeta, Dinophilidae.
AUCUAUCGUUUAUCAUAUUGUAUUGAGGAGUCAUGACCGACAGCGACUCAGAUGCCAAUUUCGAUAUAGUUAAUCCAUACAUUUUCUACAAAGAUAGGGAUGAAUGGAAAGACGUUCAACCAAUUCCUCAAAAUGACGGUCCUCACGCCAUUGUCAAAAUAGCUUAUUCGGAGAAAUUUUCCGAUAUCUUUGACUAUUUUCGAGCUGUUUAUCAAAAAGAAGAAUUUAGUGACAGAGCUCUUAGCCUCACCAAGGAUGCUAUCAAACAAAAUCCGGCGAACUACACAGUCUGGCAAUACAGACGCAAGAUUCUGAAAGCAAUGAAUAAAGAUCUAAGGGACGAAUUAAAAUAUUUAAAUGAUGUUAUACUGGAUAAUCCAAAAAACUAUCAAGUGUGGUUCCAUAGACAGGCAGUCGUGGAAUGGCUUAAUGAUCCAAGCGAAGAAAAAGAUUUUAUUGAUGCAGCUUUAAGAGAAGAUUCUAAAAAUUAUCACGCCUGGCAAUACCGCCAUUGGCUUAAUAAGAAAUUUUCUCUAUGGGAUGGUGAACUUAAAUUUACGGAGAAUAUGAUUAGAAAUGACGUUAGAAACAAUUCUGCAUGGAAUCAUCGCUAUUACGUUAUUAAUAGUACAACCGGGUUUAAUCCUGUUGUUUUAGAUAGGGAAGAAAAGUUAACCAUGUCAUUUAUUGAAAAAGCACCAUCGAAUGAAAGUCCUUGGAGUUAUCUAAGAGGACUACACUUAGUUGAACCUAUUCAUAAAAGACCUGGUCUAAAGAACUUUUGUACAAGAUUGGCGAAAGAAAAUACCAAUAUGCAUAUAUUGUCCUUUAUGGUAGAUAUUAAUUCCAGUUCUCUUGAGGAAACAUUCGAUACAACUAUCUACGACGAAACGUUAAGGCUGCUUGAUGAACUAGCCAGCUUGGACACCAUCAGAAGAAAAUAUUGGAAAUUUAUUAAGGACAGUUUAAUUAAGAAAUUCGAAGAUGGAACUAUCAAUUAG